Messenger RNA from Ostrea edulis (European flat oyster), 9676 nucleotides. RefSeq names its product protogenin B-like. The record is from RefSeq and is a predicted model, not a curated record. NCBI's taxonomy places the organism in Eukaryota, Metazoa, Mollusca, Bivalvia, Ostreida, Ostreidae. Gene Ontology annotation, cellular component: axon; plasma membrane. Bases 244 to 4119 code for a protein of 1291 amino acids. The transcript has 21 exons. Gene Ontology annotation, molecular function: protein binding. Gene Ontology annotation, biological process: axon guidance; cell-cell adhesion.
GACUUUUGAACCAGAAAUGAUUACGAUAAUCGUUUUCCCCAACAAAAUUUAAAAUCCUCUUAUCCGUUGAUAAACCGACGUUCGGAGUACUGGCCGCGUUCUCUGUUGUUUGUGUUCCAUUCCAAUAACAUUGGCGUAGGGGUUGCGGCUUUAAGGUGUGCUUCGGUUCAAUAAAUGUAUUCAUGCCCGGAUCCAAACAUUACGUUGAAGUUAACAAAUAUUCGCCCCGAUGUAUGGGUUUGAAUGGCGCACAUGUAUCUAUGUAGCUUGUUAUUGUGCGCGCUAGCGGGUGGAGUCUACGCAGUAAACGGGGAGGAUCUCACAUCUACGGGUAUUUCUGUAACACGACCAGACACAUACAAUGUAGUUGCUCAGAAGGGCAACCCCCUGGUGCUGAACUGUACAGUGGACUCCAACUCUUCCACAGUCUUUACUUGGUAUAAAAAUGGACAAGUGCUGCAGCUGGAAAACCAGCGGCGGAUCCAGGUCAUAAACGGGUCUCUUUCUUUCAAACGGGUUCUGUUCCGCCGCAAGAAGAACGUCACUGAUGAGGGCGUGUACGAGUGUCAUGUUCGUAAUGGCAUAGGCAGCAUUAUCGCAAAACGGGUCAAGGUCAACAUUGCGGGUAUAGCUAAAUCUUAUUCUGAGGAGCCUCAGUCCCAGGAUGUGCCACUAGGGGGCGUGGCAAGGUUCCACUGUGACAUCAAGUCAACCCCUCCCCCCAUUUACAUGUGGCAGAAGGAUGAUCGUAAGCAGAUCAGACCAGGGCCGAGACACAUCAUUUUGCCGUCGGUGGGGACGCUCCAGAUUUUGAACGUGCAGGAAGAUGACGCAGGGGAGUACAGGUGUACAGCCACACAGGGAGAACUCCAUAAACUGCCGGACCAAGUCGAGAAGUUACCAUGGAAGGGCAGCAGUGCAGCUAGUCUCAGGGUCAUACCAGCCUCAGGAAGUCGGGAGGUGGCCAUUGUGGCGUCUCCUCCAAAAAUUACCUCAGUAGAGAAAGGCAAGUCCGUCGUGUUGGAGUGUCUAGCGGAGGGGAGCCCCAAACCCAAGAUCACUUGGAGCAGGAAAGGAGGGGGACCCCUUCGUGAUCGACACACAGAAUUUGUUGGAGACAACCUGAAGUUGUUUGACGUGGACUUGCAGGAUUCGGACGUGUAUAUCUGCUUGGUGGAACGUUCAGGCUCACCGAGCAUCACAGCGGAAGCAGAACUCCAAGUCAUCUCAAAACCAGUUAUUAUUAAUAAACCAAAAAGCUACAAAUAUCCUAAGACAAGGACAUCACGCUUCUCCUGUGAAUUCGGAGGAUUUCCCAAGCCAAAGGUCACAUGGUACUUUAAUGGACGGCAGAUCAAAAGCGAGGGGAAAUACAAUUUUAUAGAGGCCAAGAAUGAGUUGGUGGUGCUGAACCCGGAGCUGUCGGAUUCCGGAUACUAUCAGUGUGUCGGGGAGAACACCUUAGGUUACGACACGGCCGUGGCCAGACUGGACAUUUACGCUGCCGAGGGAGCUCCGGAUCAUCCCAGAAAUGUGUCGGCCUUUGCUGCGGACCAGAGCACCAUUAACGUGUAUUGGAAUCACUCACUUUCUCUGUCGGAACCCAUACUAGCCUACACGGUCGAGAUCGUGGAAUCAAAUGAUCCCAAGAUGCAGAAGAGCAUAGUUGUGAACAGCAAAACUUCAGCGAAGAUCGAGAAUCUGAAAGCGUACACUAAUUAUUCCAUCUACAUUAGAGGAUACAGCAACAGGGGAGCCAGUCCUAAGUCCCAAGUCAUCACAGUCCGAACUCAUCCGGACAAGCCGAGUAGAGCGCCGAUGAUUCGUGUAGCCAGCACCACAGCCAGCAGUAUCAACAUCGAGUGGGACGAACUCGCGGAGAAGUACCGUAAAGGCGUGAUUACCAGUCACCUGAUCGAGUACAUGAGGGUGUCGGACCGCAAAAUGUUCUCCCACGUCGUGUCGGGGACUGCUCGAUCCUAUCUCAUCUCAGGUCUGACGCCAAACACAUUGUACAAGAUCCGGGUCAAGGCAGGAACUGUGAAGGGCUAUCCCGACCUCCCAGGUGACAGCCAGUGGGUGGAAUACAGAACAGCUGGUCAUACAAAUGGAUCAGGGAAUGACACUGUACCAAUUCCCCCGUCAAACUUGUCGAUAAUGAAGAUCUCGGCAUCCACCGUCAAUGUCACGUGGCAGCACUCAUCAGGGGAUGUCCCAGUAACGGGCUUUACUCUGUCAGUGACCCAGCUUACGGGAACCAGCAAAGCUUCCCAAACACAUCAGAUCUCGGAUCCCGCGACGACCUGGUUCAGAGUCGCAGGCCUGGAGAACAUGACAUCCUACCAGUUUUCCCUUGUGGCUAACAACCAGCACGGAUCCUCGACUCCCAUCGAGGAGGAAUACGCCACCUCACAGGAGCCUCUCCCGGAACCUCCAGUGAACCUCAGGGUGGAGAACCGCACCUCCACCGCCAUACUGCUGGUCUGGGCACCACUUCGCGGCGCUCAGGGAAAGACGGUGGAGUACGAAGUGAGAUACCAUCCACUGAUGUUCAUGAGAGACCAGACCCACAAUAAGGAGGUCAUUGUGAAGAUUUCCCAGUCUUCUCUGUGGAUCACCAAUCUUAAGCCAUACACAUCAUACCAGUGUGAUGUCAGAGCAAUUGUGGGCGGAGUUACAGGGAAGUGGAGCUUGCCAGUCAUCAAUCUGACACAGGAGGGAGUUCCUUCCGAGCCUCGUGAACUUCAGGGGCAGGUGAGAAAGGGAGAAAUCUUCAUUACCUGGAAACCGCCGGCUGAGCCAAACGGAAACAUCACCACUUAUCUCGUAAUGUACCAGAUCCUCACCUCUAGUGACGUGAUAAGUCACUGGGAAAUUAAAAGUGUCAAUGGUACUUUAACCUCAGCCACUAUCGAACAACUCCAGAAUGGACUGUACAGGAUAAAGUUAAAGGCGUGUACAAACGCUGGCCCGGGUCCACCCACCGACCCAAUGGAAAUCUCCGAUGUGAAGAUACAAGACUCUCAGAAGGACUCCUCCCCUCAGGAAAACCAGAAGUUAGGGAUAAUCCUGGGAGUCAGUAUAGGCGUCGUCUGUGUCAUCAUCUGUGUCCUCAUCAUCAUGUUCAGGAACAGGUGCUACGCUGCCCCUCAAUCUCACAUCACACAGCCAGCUUACCAUCACACCAAUGGACACGCAGGUGGGCGGGGCAAUGGGCAUGCUAUAGGGGCGGGGCUUAAUGAGUAUCAGCUGGAGACUUGUACACCAAUGUUGAGCUCGUUACCUGGUGAAAAUGAGCACUCAGAUUCCAAGGGGUGUGGCAGUGGGAACAUUAUUGUGACACCUAAUGGGUCAAGAGUCAAUGGAUAUGUGCCAUUCAAGAAUGGCAUGAAAAAUGGCCAUAUCGCCAAUGGUUACAUGUCAACUUUUGUGGGAUACGCCAACUCUGGGAACAUUGAGGAGAGGAGGGGUCUAAUUGCAGCCAUGUUAUCGGGAAGUGAUGUCAGCCAUAUCUCAGAGGAACACAUGCCACUUGGCAAAGCUCCAGAUCGCGAUUCCCUGCUUGAUGAUAUUGACAAGAGUUUAGAGGACACUGAAGAAAGUAACAAGAGUUUAAAUGACCAAGAUGGUUCCAUACAAAAUCUACCUCCAAAUAUGCCGGACGACAUGCAACAGGUCUGUUGCGAAGUCAGCCAGCAGUCUGUGAACAACACAGCCGCAGCUAAAACGGGUCAACAGGGGGGAUCAGACCCUCCCCAUCCCUCACUCAGGGGAUUUCACAGGAAGCCAGCUACCUCACAGGAAACAGAUGAACGGGGGACACUUUCCUCUCAUUCAUCAAAUCCUCACAACCUGCAUCAGGGAAGGCAUCACGGGAAUAUGGCUGACGAGGGCCAAAAUGAUCAGCAGGCAGAGGGCAAAAUAUGGGACCUGCCAGAGGAAGUCUCUCACCUCCACAGUCCCCAAGUUAUAAAUCAUUCAAAACCAACCUCAUCUCAGGAAAAAAUUCGUACCGGUCUUAGGAGUGAUCCCUGGCGGAGCUCCCCGAAUGCAUCUAGGGGGAUGAAGGGCACACCAAGUAACGGGGGGCGUCGCUGGAUUGCUGAUGUGAGCGUCUGAAAUUUUUCUGUUUCUCAUAAGAGGAGAUCCCCCAGAGAGGGGGUAAAUUAUCAGGCAGGAUAUUUGCAGCUAAUGAUAUUGACAUUUCUUGAUGAAAUGAAACAGUGUACUGUGUUUUAAUUGGUUAUGUUCAUACUAUACGGGUGUAAUUCAGGGGCUCCGAAGGGGGAAAAAAGCUGGAGGAAUUUUUUUUCUGUUGCUUUAUCAUGUGAAAUGCAGGUCAGGAACAUAAAAGUUUUAUAUGGGUUCCCCCCUCGGUGGCCUCUGGCUAGCUAGCAUUUUCUUUUUUGUUCUUUUUGUAAGUUUAUAUUGAUGCGUUUGCCUGGACUAAUUUUUUUUUUUUUUUUGAAAAAUGGAUAUGUCUAACAAGUUUACCUCGCUGCUUGGCUAAGUUAUUUGAUGUGCAGGCGACACCGGUUUCAUGGGACAAUCUCGACAUGGGCUUUUUUUUUUCAAAAGUAUCUAAGCUCCCCCCCCCCCCCCCCCCCCCUUUUUCUGUAUGAAGAAAGAUGUUAUUAUGAGAGUACCUACCCACUGUUUUCAAGCACUGUGUUGGUAAUAAGGAAAUAGUUAUGAUGUUGAUAAAAUUGUUUUGUGUUUUUCGUUACAGGGAGAUCUGGUAGCUCUGUGUGAGAAUUUAUACAUGUUUGCACAAGAAAGGAUUAAGAAAGUUCUUGGCGAUUAUUUUGUACAUGCCAAAACUCGUGUUUAAAUCAUUAUUCAGAGAAAUCAGUUGAGUGUUGUCGUAUUAGACAGGUCUUACUGAGGGGAAAAUGGUUAGUUCACUUUUGACAAUAUUCAGAAACUAAACCAGGUAAAUUUUUAAACUGAACGGGUCAUUUUUUUUUAUUGAAGGCAAUUACAUUGAAUUUUUUUUUUAUUGAAGGCGUUGUGAUAUGGGAUGAAUGUGGGGUUAAAUUCCUUGUAGACACCAGGAAAUUCUUUUCUUGUUUGAUUUUAGGUCUAUGCAAGUGUCCUUGAAAAAAAAGACACUGCAUCACUACAAGAUAAAAUUCUAUUUAUCCUGUCUGUGUGGAGAGGCAUCAAUAUUUUAUUUUAGAGGGAUGCCUUUCUCAUCAGAUGUUCUGGUAAAGCUUUUGUUCAUAGAUUUUUAUGUAUUUCCAUAUUUUGAUUGCAUCUUUGAAUAAGUGCUAUUUUAAAGGUUUGAAAGUGCUAUUUUUAAAUUAUUAUAUAAGAAUGUUUUUCUCAUUUCUAAAAUGUAUAACUUUUUAUUGUAUUUAAGACUUUUUAGAUUAAGAUCUGAUGAAUUUUUAAUUAUUUACAUAUUUCUUGACUGAAAUGUAUGUAUUAAUCACGUGUGCAAUUUGGUGCAAAAUGUUAUUUGAAAUGAUAUGAUAGUUUUUGAAAGUGUGGUCUUCGAAUUUGUAUCGAGACUUUCCAUGUGACUUUGUAGAAAUGAAGUCUUUGAGAUGAAAUUUCUGUAAAUUUUAAAGUUUUAAUUUCUUACCUUUGUGAAAAGUGGUGUUAGGCUAGGGGUGAGUGGCACAAAUUCAACAACGGUGCCAGAAUUUGGGAUUUGAACUCGAGACUUGUGGAUUUCUAAACUUCUGGAUGUAAAAACCAGUAUUCCAAUUUGAACUUCUGGAUUUGGAUCUGAUUGGAUUUCAGCUGUUUCAUUCGGAUGCGAACAUCUUGUUUUGCGAUUUGUUACAUUCAGUGGAGAAGCUCUCAGCUUGCCUGUUUUAUUAUUUUUUUUGUGUUAAAUUAAGAAGCAUUUUCCUCCCCCCAAAAUCUUGAUUUUAUUGUUCGGGUACUGUCUUAUGUUUUUGUGUGGUAAGAAUAGUUUUACGACUUGAUUAAGACUUUUGCUAUAUGUAAUGUUUCUGAAUGUAAAUUAUGACAGGUUUAUGAUGACGACACUGGUAGAAAUGAGGAAUUUUACUACAGACUUGAGAAAUCUCUUGUCCUGUAACUGGCCACCGUCAUAUGUUGCACCUAGUAAUGAAUUAAUUGGCUGCGAUAAUUUAUCUCCAAUGAAAUUGUUUUUAUUAGUACAGAUUUGGAAUAUCAUUGUUUUGAUCGUACAAAUUUGGUAUAUAAUUGUUCUGAUCCGUACAAAUCCGGCAUAUAAUUGUUUGGAUGUGUAUAAAUUCAGUACAUAAUUUUGAUCUGUACAAAUUCGGUAUAUAAUUGUUAAGUUCGGUAUAUAAUUAUUUCGAGCUGUAUAAAUUCGGUAUAUAAUUGUUAAGUUCGGUAUAUAAUUAUUUCGAGCCGUAUAAAUUCGGUAUAUAAUUGUUUAGUUUGGUAGAUUAUUUCGAUCCGUAUAAAUUUGGUAUAUAAUUGUUUAGUUCGGUAUAUAAUUAUUUCGAUCAGUACAAAUUCGGUAUAUAAUUGUCAAGUUCGGUAUAUGAUUAUUUUGAUCCAUACAAAUUUGGUAUAUAAUUGUUAAGUUAGGUAUAUGAUUAUUUCAAUCCGUACGAAUUCGGUAUAUAAUUGUUAAGUUAGGUAUAUAAUUAUUUCGAUCCGUACAAAUUCGGUACAUAAUUAAGUUCGAUAUAUGAUUAUUUUGAUUAGUUUAUAAUGGGUUGUGAUUGAGCUGUUUUUCCCUCUUUGCUGAUUCUUUCCCCCCAUGUAUAUAUUCAUUGUGAUGUACCACAUUGUCAUCCCCCCUCCCACUCAUCAUGCUUUAAACCGUAAUUAUUCAAUUUCCCUGUAUAGUGACUAGUUAAAGUGGUAUCCCCCCCCCAUCACAUAUAAAUCCGUUCUGGUUUUAUUCCCUCUUUUUAAUUAUGUGUUCUGACCUCAAAUAUUUGUUGGAACAAAACUUGUUUGUAAAGGAAAGAUCCCUGUGAAUUCAUUGUACAACAUGUGUUACUUGAUAUUGUUUUUUCUGCACUGUCAGCCCAGACCAUGUCGUAACCAACACAACCUCUUCACGCGUUACCGUGGUUACCUCUAAAUACUACCUCAAGAUGCCUUUUGCUCGGUAUACAUUACUCAGGGAGCGUUCAUUAUUUCUUACUACGAGCAAGAGGGAUCUGUGAAAAUUUCAAACUAAAUGAAAACCCAUGCGGGGAGACCCACUACAGACGUAGGAGACUGUUUUAGAAACAAGUUUUUUCUUCUAUUUUGAAUAAGGCCAUGCUUUGUUGUCUUAGUCUUGUACAAAAUUCGAAAUGAUUAGUUUUGAUUUCUCUCAUCUCCUGGUUGUGUGAUGGUACAAGUGCGAUUAUGCAUAAUUUUGUAGAGACAAGCACCUGUUCACUAUACUUAGGAUUCCUGUAUAUGUUACGGCACGGGAGAGAAACAAGAAUCCUAAAAAUAGCAUUCACUAGAAUAAAGUAAUUCUGUAUACAAGAAGUAAUUUUGUUGUAAAUGUUUGGGUUUUUUUGUUCAUUGAAGGUAAAAGAAAAAAACCAGUUCUGAUUUAUGAUGAUUUUAGAACCCUCGUAUGCAUAUAUAUAUAUAUAUAUCUUUGCCUCUUUGUUUUAAAAAAAUACUGUAACACCCUGAAAAAUGAAAAAUGUUUGGGAGUUUCAAAAACUGUUGUUAUAACAAAUGUUUACAAAUUGCUAAGGCUGAAUAUAUUUUCUGUGGGUAGGAAGGCCGGCCGAAUAAUUUUUUACUGCGUCCUGUAACUUUUUCUCAAGCUUAGUGAGAAGGGAGUUGAAUUUCUAGACACUUGGAGAAAUAUCAGUUGAUCAAACGGUAGCUUUGUCAAAAUAAUUAGAACACCUGUUUGAUUGCCUAGUACCAUCACGUAACUAAUGGUAACUUUUAAAUUUUCCAUUUCAGAAUGAAAAAACAACCUAAAAAUUGAUCUUUGAGCUUUGGCUUCAAAAUAACCCAUUUUGUUAUUAUACUUUUGACCAAUUUACUGAACCGUUGUAUACUGUUGACAUGAAAGGAAGAUCAAAAUACUUUUUGUUAGGUUGGCCUAAUUUUUGUUUAUGGAGAUAUAGAAUGUUAGGAAAGGGAAGGAACCCGUGAUUUUGUUUACCUCAGGAUUAAGAUAUCAGGGAGAGGCAACUUGAACACAAGUUAAACCAAGUCUUGAACACAAGUUAAUCAACUCUUAAAUAUAAGUGGAGAUGGUGUAUAUUGGUCUGUUGCAGGAAGUGUACAGGCUACAUUGAUAUUUAAAGAGAAAAUAGGAAAGGGUUUCAUGAACUUUUGAUUGUUUUUGUAUGUUACAAAUUCAUUUUUCAUCAAUAUUUUUUGGCAAAACAAGAUUCUGUUUUCAAACCUGAUUAACCCCGAGGGCAUUGUCUAAGAUGGUUGAUAAACUUGACCUCCCAGGGCUCGUUUUCUGAACAUUGAUUUUGGAAGCUUUCAACCAAAGACUAUUAAGUGUUGUAAAUAGUGUUUGUUAUUGCCGACAAAAACGUCUAACUCCUAUUGUAUCAUUGAUCAGGCCAAAGAAGAAUAAAAAACCAUGUGUUUCCGCUUUUCUGACAGAGCUUGAUUAUUAAUGGAACGGAAACCCAACAUUUUUUAUCCUUUGGCCUUGUGGAGAAACCGAGUGAAGUGGAAAGUUCUCGAGAUCUGUUUCAUGUUUACUAUCAAAACUAUGUUUAUGAGUGGCUUGCCUUGAACAUGAAUUUGUUAGUGGUUUUGAAUCAAAGCUGCGGGGGUCGGGGAUGUUUUUAUUGAAAUCACGGUGACCCUGGCCCCCUGACGGUGGAGAUUUUUCUAAAUCCCGGUGAAAAAAACCUUUUUUGAGAUGAAUAAUUAUUAUUGAUAGAUAUUUUACAAGACAGUGCUCAAGUUGUCGAAGAAAUCGUUACUGAGGUCUGUUUGUUUGUACAUUGUCAUGUUCACGGUUUUUCUUUUUAUUUGUAAUAAGAUGUUAAGCUAGUGUCAAAGAAUUUUUUUUUCAAUUGUAAACCAUUUUUUUUAGGUCAUGAUUUUUAUUGCAGAGUGUUAAAAUCUUUUUUUUUAAAAAAGAUUUGCCUGUCAUUGCAAUUUUUUUUUCUUCUUUGAGCUCGUAUUAUCGGUAAAUAUAUAAACAGAAAAUGCCGCAUUCAGAAUGUUUAAUGGGACAGUUGUCAUUCUAUGUCUCUGGUGAAAAGACAAUUUUAACUGAAAUAGUGUUUCUGUUUUAAUUUAUUGAUUAUUUUGUUCUCAAACAUUGGAUUUUCAAACUGAAUCAAACAAUUUUCUUUUAAAAAGUCUAUUUAGUUGAUGAAUUGCAAUGAUUAUGAUUUUACUGGUGAAUAAGAACGGUAACUCUUGUUGUCAUGGUAAUUGUGAAGCUUUAGUGCAUAUCCAAUGUUAAUGUCAUAAACUCUGUUUUCUGUGUGUUGACCUCUGAACACGUACUGGCCGUGUCACCACGGUGACGUUAUUAAGGAAAUGAAUUUUUCUUUUCUGUUACGUAAACGAGGCUCUGAAAUUUUUGUUGAUCAAUGCUUCAUUGAAAACCCAGGAUCCGGUUUUUAUACGGGUUUUAUCUCGGAUUAAGAACGCAUUGUGUAGUGAACUGCUGGUACGGCGUUUUUUUAUAUAUUUUUUUUCUCGGUUCUGUAAAUGGUCCGAGUGUUAAUGUAUUCAUAGGUUGAUAAACACCAUCAUCAUGUAUUAAAACAAUACUCCA